Molecule: messenger RNA, 1221 nt
Organism: Radiomyces spectabilis
Lineage: Eukaryota; Fungi; Mucoromycota; Mucoromycetes; Mucorales; Radiomycetaceae
Product: peptidyl-prolyl cis-trans isomerase D
Exons: 7
Coding region: 38-1132 (364 amino acids)
Biological process (GO): protein peptidyl-prolyl isomerization; protein folding
Cellular component (GO): intracellular membrane-bounded organelle
Molecular function (GO): protein binding; peptidyl-prolyl cis-trans isomerase activity
Source: RefSeq, a predicted model, not a curated record
GCUGUCCGUCCUUUCCUUGUGAUUCAUACCUAACCUCAUGCCUAACCCACGUGUCUUCUUUGAUAUCUCCAUCGGCGGUCGACCGGAAGGCCGCAUCGUUUUCGAACUGUUCGCCGACGUGGUUCCCAAGACCGCAGAAAACUUUCGUGCUUUAUGUACCGGUGAAAAAGGCACCGGUGCUUCUGGCAAGCCUUUGACUUACAAGGGAUCCAGCUUCCAUCGUGUGAUCAAGAACUUUAUGUGUCAAGGUGGUGACUUUACUGCUGGUAAUGGCACCGGAGGCGAAUCGAUUUAUGGCGAAAAAUUCGAAGAUGAAAAUUUCCAAUUGAAGCAUGAAGUGCCUUUCUUGCUUUCCAUGGCCAACGCUGGUCCUGGCACCAACGGUUCUCAAUUCUUCAUCACCACCGUUCCUACUCCUCAUUUGGAUGGUAAACACGUCGUCUUUGGUAAAGUUCUCAAGGGCAAGGGCCUUGUGCGCGCUAUCGAGAACCAAGAAACCUCCAACGACAAGCCUUUGAAGGAUGUGAUCAUCGACAACUGUGGUGAGAUUCCCGAGGGGGCCGACGAUGGCGUUCCCGCUCCUGCUGACGGUGACACUUUUGAGGAAUAUCCCGAUGACCAUGAGGGACCCAAGGAACCCAUUGAUUUGGUGGAGAUCGCCGGUAAGCUCAAGGACAUUGGUAAUGGCUACUUUAAAAAGGGCGACUAUGCUUCCGCCGCCAAGAAGUACGAAAAAGCCAUUCGAUACUUAAACGAAAAGCCAAUCUUUGACGAAGAGGAUCCCGAGGAGAUCCGUGUCAAGUAUGCUGCUAUCAAAAUCCCUUGUUAUCUGAACAAAGCCAUGAGCUCGCUGAAAAUUGGCGAUAACCGUGCGGCCAUUGAGGCUACCACAACUGUACUCGAGUACGACGCCAAAUACUUGAAACCGACCGAUAUCACCAAGGCUUUGUUCCGUCGUGGUUCUGCGAAGAUGGCCUUGAAGGAUGCCGAUGCUGCUGUGGAAGAUUUUGAAAAGGCGGCCGAGAAGGACCCUGAAGACGCGGCCAUCAAGCGCGAAUUGGUUCUUGCAAAGCAAAAGCUUGCUCAACGAAAGAUGAAGGAGAAGGCCGCAUUUUCCAAAAUGUUUGGUUAAAGAUUCUUUCAGCAAUAGAAAAAAAAAAGCAUCUGCAUCUUUUUUGUAAAUUUUGGUUUUCUUCUUAUUUUUUUUUUUCCAAAGGUCAU